This is a messenger RNA of Aspergillus saccharolyticus JOP 1030-1, 390 nucleotides long. RefSeq lists its product as uncharacterized. The annotation marks the transcript as partial. The transcript has a single exon. Lineage: Eukaryota; Fungi; Ascomycota; Eurotiomycetes; Eurotiales; Aspergillaceae. Gene Ontology annotation, cellular component: membrane. The record is from RefSeq and is a predicted model, not a curated record.
GCACCCGCUGAUCAAACUUACUGGGGGCUAACCUUUGUUUCGCUUUUGGUUAUGCCCUGGGGCAUGGAUAUGUCAUUUCCUGCGGCGACGAUUAUUCUUUCUGAUGCGGUUGGCAGUCGCCAUCAAGGAGUUGCCGCAUCUUUCGUCACCACUAUAGUCAACUAUAGUAUAUCGCUAGGACUUGGAUUUGCCGGUACCGUCGAGGUUCAUGUCAACAAUGGCGCUUUAAACCCUCAGGACACUCUAAAUGGGUAUCGCGGUGCUUACUAUAUGGGUAUCGGCUUGGGUGGCCUUGGGGUUGCGGUCAGCUUAACAUAUCUAGCAAAGUCCUUUGGCGGAUUGAUAUAUAGGCAGGGGCGAGAAAAAGGCCACGAGGUAUCGACGGUUUAG